AUGGUAAAGCAAGAAGGCAAUCCGAUUGCGACACUAUUUGAUCUUCCACUUAGUGACAGCACAUCAGCAGAAGUGACACGAACUCAUUAUGAAGGCCACUUGGGCCGAAUAGCGCGAUCAAUGUUGGAAGAUUACGAUCUUGUCAUGGGCGGUAAACGCUACACAAUGCUUGAAGUCGAAGCUUACUUGACCGCACCAAACCAUGGACACGCAGACCCUUAUUGUCACGGUCAUCCACGCCAAAAACGAGCUGGCUAUUGGUUUUUUCAUAUGGCAGGCAUGUCUGACUCGUUUCGAGGAGGAUCGCGCAAAGGUGUGGAUAUCACGGUUGGGAACCCUGACCAUGACAGUGCCGGCGGGAUGCUGAUUCGAGCUGUACUCAAUCAAUCGACUGGCUCCGUGAUAGAAGGUCCGAGCUUACUCGUCGACGAAAUUCUUCGCGUCUGCAAGCAUAAGGAUCUGAAAAGCCUCACAAAAGCACCAUGGUCUGGACAAUGCUGGUCUGAUAAAAGCCUAUUUUACCUAGAGAAGAAACCAUCCCCGACUAAACGACAAAAAGUCGAACGCAAGGUGUACUCAUCGUGUCGCGUCGGGCUGGGUCUGGGCAAUCGUUUACCAUCCAUCGAAGCACGACUUUUAUUUGUGGGCCGGCCCUACAGAUUCGUGAUGCAACCAUGGCUACUGAAAAAAGGCCGUAUAUGGACGGUGUUUGGCAUGUUUGAACAAUCCAUGACAAAUGAAGAAAUCGUCGAGUUGACCAAAGUCAAAGAGGGUUUAUUGCCGAAAUACAAGAGCGAAUAUGACGCAGGCGAAGAAGCGCCCGAGGAUACCAUCAGGGAAUGUUUGAAUGGCAAGGAUAUCGUGAGCGGGAGUGCGAAUUGGAAGAUGCGUGUGAUGAGCGCCGUUCGGUGGUGGGAAUGUCAUGCCAAGGAAGGAGAAAAGUUCAGAUGGGAAGAAUAG
Messenger RNA from Zychaea mexicana, 960 nucleotides. RefSeq lists its product as uncharacterized. The record is from RefSeq and is a predicted model, not a curated record. Bases 1 to 960 code for a protein of 319 amino acids. The transcript is spliced from 2 exons. Lineage: Eukaryota; Fungi; Mucoromycota; Mucoromycetes; Mucorales; Lichtheimiaceae.